AUGUGCUUCAAGACUCCUGGCCUCUUCUGGCUGUUCAGUUUGACUUGCACAGUGAUAUGCGACCUGUCAGACCUUGACCUGCAGCCCAACGAGUCGCAGUAUGAGAAAUUUCUCCGACAACAUUUUGUCAGAAAAAUGAACCCCAACCAGUGUGACACCAUGAUGAAACUGAGGAAGAUCUAUGGUGAUAAGAAAAUGACCUGCAAAGUAACAAACACAUUCAUUGCUAAAACCACCAAAAAAAAUCUGAAGAAGGUCUGUCUAAAUGAUGGUAAGGCUUAUAAUAACAAGAAAAAUCUGCACAUUAGCAAUAAGCCUUUUUCUCUGAUCACAUGUAAACUCAAAGGAAAUUCCCAGAACCGCCCCUGCAGUUACAGGGGAUCUGCCAGCUAUGGAAAAAUUGUGAUUGCGUGUGAGAAAAACCUGCCUGUGCACUUUGAAAGAGGCAUUAUGCUGUCUGACCUUAACUCCACAACUGUUUCGAACACUUGUAACCCGAAUGAGUAA
Messenger RNA from Scleropages formosus (Asian bonytongue), 507 nucleotides. RefSeq names its product ribonuclease like 3 (gene rnasel3). Lineage: Eukaryota; Metazoa; Chordata; Actinopteri; Osteoglossiformes; Osteoglossidae. The record is from RefSeq and is a predicted model, not a curated record. The transcript has a single exon. The coding region runs from base 1 to 507 and encodes 168 amino acids. Gene Ontology annotation, biological process: defense response to Gram-positive bacterium. Gene Ontology annotation, molecular function: RNA nuclease activity; nucleic acid binding.